GUUCGCUGCGAUUGCUUCUGAUCUACUUCAAUGCAACGACUCGGUGAAAAAUUGCAGGAGCUAUUCAAAUUGAGAUUAUGUGCGCAAAACAAAGCAUUCGCCGAUGUACGACAAAUCAAAGAAAAGCUGGAGUCAACGGCUCAAGAUUACGAAAACCACAGAGAGCAACAACACAAUAUCGACUACAGCAAGUAAUUGCACUGAGUCCAGUGCAACGGUGACAUCCACAAAACAGAUACACAACACCGUCGCAGCUGCUGUAGCAACAACAAGACAAACAACAGUAAAUACAAAACGAACGCAAGAUUCCGCAUAUAAAGCAAAUAAUUUUUGCCGCAGCCAAGCCCAGCAUUAUAACACAGUUGCAGCAAUGCAUUUACCAACACUGCAACUAAGCGAUUAUCAUAUUGGCAAUGGCGGUGGCGGUGGUGGUGGUGGUGGCAAUGGCAAUGGCGGCUAUGAGUAUUUGCCAAGUGCCCUUUCACGUUCCAUGAAAUACGCAGAGCCAUGGAUCUAUGGCACCGUACGUGGCAUACCCGCGCGCCCCUCAUACCAUCACUUUAUGCCACAGGCCCCAUCAUCGCCGGGCAAUUAUAUGCAACCGCUGGCGGUGGUUAUAUGUUCGUGUCCCGAAUAUCUAAAUGGCGCAAAACGCGACGUAAAGAAGGCGAGCGUGUGUAAAAAGUGCAAAGGGUCACGCUUGCCCUUAACGCCCAUUGGCGGUACUAUGCGCUUGCCAACCGGCGGUAUGUUGGCCAUGUCCAAAUUGCGCAGCAGCGGCUCCGCGACCGUACGCGUGGUUAGCACUUCGAAAAAGGCGCGUCCCACUAUACUCGAUCCGCAAAAGGAUCCAUAUGAUUUAAUGCGACGUACGCGACUGCUAUCGCCCGAGCCGGGUGUCGCCGGUGGCGGCAGCAUAAGUAGCAGCCGUGAUACGGGCAACAAUACUCGAGAAAAGGAUAAAUCGCGUGGACGUGGCAAAAGUGAAAGUCCAGUACGCGGACGUAGUCGUAAACGUGGUCAAUUUCCUACACCGAGCAAAAAGCAGAAUAGUGGAAGGGAAGGGGCAGUGGUGGAAGAACCCGACUGUUGGCUGGUAGAGAGCAGUGAUACGUUGCUAAAUGCAACCGGCGCCAUUACAAGCUCAAUCGGCGGCGAGGGAAACGCCACACGUCGCUCCAUACUACGCUGCAAUGUAAAUCCUUAUGACCUGAUCUCACUCAACCAAGCCUCUUCUAAUCUGAAUGGCGGAGCUGCUGCUACUCCAUCAACAAUACGCAAUAAACUGUCUACUCCAACCUCCAACAAUUCCUCCUCCUCAAGCUCUCAGAAUGAGUUUAUGCCACCAAAUGAUGACUUUAAUGUAGCUGAUGCGGCGCUCACGGAAGAAGCACCACCCUUUGCCUUCAACAUACCAGUCGGCAGCACACGCAUGAACGCCACCAGCAAUAAUGAAGCAGCGCAAUCGAUAAAAGCCUCCAACACAAAGGCAGAAAAUAAAGCAACGGUGUUGCGACGUGAGAAUCGCACAGCUGGCACUUCAAAUGCUAAUGUAAAUAUUAGUGAAGAAGAUGCCAGUAGCUCGCAUGAUGAGGAAAUACUUGGCAAACGUAGCUAUGGCAAUGUGCAAGCAAUAGCUGGGCAGCGUAUUAGCUUGGGUGGCAGCAAAUCGUCGACUAAAUCAUUAAUCAAACAAAACGAGGAUGGACGCAGCUACGAGAGCAUCAUAGUUGCGGAAACGACGAAAAAAUCAGCAAGCAGCAAUAGUAAGCAAGUAAAACACCUCGAUUCUGCAUCUGUGUCACUUUCAUCACAGCCAAAGCGACCAAUGCGUAUACGAAAGUCUGAUUCGAGUGAAAGUGUUGAAAGUGAAGCAGAACACACUUUGUCCAAUAGUGCUGGCAGUAAAUCUGCACCAACUGCGCUAGAUGGUGAACGAAUGAUGCUAUUAACGGCCACGCCCACGCAGCACAUCAAAUCCAUUCUCAAACGUCCAACAUCCACAACAGCCGAGAGUGCUGCGGCAAUAGUUAGUGCUAAAGAUCAGCAAACGGGAUUGACGGGUAGCGCCGGCACAGAUGGUGCUAAAGUAAUGACACCUUCUAAUCAACGGCGCAUAAAUUUAAUGCACAUGGACACCACAAUCUCGCCCACACCAACUGCCAAAUCGCAAUUUUACAUUCCACUUCCACAGGCAAGGAAAAAGGUUCAAUUUCGCGUUGAGGAACGCAUCGUACAUGCGCUCGAAAGUGAUACGACGAGUAGUGAUGAGGCCAAUGAAGCGGCAGAAAUGCAAGAGCACUUCUUUGAUGAAGAAGAUUGCAUCGCUACGGACGAUGUCAACCUGCAGGCACCCAAAUCGGCAACCAAUUACGAGUAUUACAAUCGAAAACGCGAACAACAGCGCCUAGAAAAUGCAUUCGAAACCGCAACAGCUGAGUCAAAACCAAACGCAAAAACACAUCCCAUCGGCCCAUCGACGCAUUUGUCACUGGCACUGCCGACACAGGAUGCCUUGUUGGCGGAAUUGCAGAAAUAUUCCGAUUUUGUGUCGCAGGUGAUUGCUCAAGCAAGCAGCAGCAGCAACAGCAACAGCAACAAAAAAUUCGUCAACGAUUAUGAUGGUUAUAAUUUUGAUGGUGCAGCCGUUGAAAUGCGUACAGAAGGUGGAAAUGCAACAAAUUCUUUAUAUUACGAGGAUAUAAGUCCCAUAACUAUUGGCGAGAGCAGCAACAACAAUGGCAGCACAAAUAGUGCGAGCAGCAGCUUAAGCAGUAAUAAAAUCAACACUUGCAGCAGCCAGCAGCAACAUUGUGGCAACGGCGACGACAACGACAACGACGACGACGACGACGGCAAAAUUAUGUCACUUGGCGCUGCGCAAAUGUUGCUUACUCCACAAAAUUCCAAAAGAUCGACACAUUCAUCAACAAUAAUAAAGGCGGCAAUGGCGGUGACGUCAUCAUCGACAUCAUUACUGCCAACAAUAGCCACUAACGUUCAAUCACUUGCCACCACCACCACAACCACAACGGAAGCAGCUGGGUCCAUGUCACAUGUCAUUCGCUGCAACAAGAACGAUGAUUAUGAUGAUGACGAUGAUGGGCAAUCAGACGCCAUCAAGAAGAACAACGAGAACACCAACAUAAACAAAGACAGCAGCAAUACCGUCGACAUGGAGAGCAGCGACGAGGAUGUAUACGAGGAUGCGAACGACGAUAACAGCUAUACCACCACGUUAGACCACUCAGUAGCUUUUAAUACAAACGCUGUCCCUCCUUCUGAUGAUUCUCUGAAAGCGAAACUCGGCAAUGCAGACCUUUUUGCUGUUGAGCAGGACUCCAGAGCUGUAAAGCACAACAAUAGCAAGAAAAAUUCAAAUAAAGUUGAGCAGCCGCAAGCGACACAAUCGCGAAAUCCCAUCAGACGUUCACAAAGUGAGCGCUACCCACGCACAACAAUAACACCAACAAUACGCAAUAAAAACAACGAUCCCGACAGUGAAUACAACAACGGUCAUCAACUAGAAAACCACACAACAAAUGGUGGCCCGCGUUUUGCGGCAGACUCUUGUGCCGGAAAUGGGGAGCACAGAAAACGCAACAAUAACAACAGCAACAACAAUAGCAAAAACAAAAGCGAAACUCACCGCGAAGAGGCCAUUUUGAGCUUUAAAGAUACUAUGGCGUUGCGUACCAGGCUGCACCGUAACGAUAGUCGAGAUUUAUUUGCGCGUCCACGCGAACCGCCGCCUCCACCACCAACACCCACGCCACCACACACCAAUGGUGUCAGUGGUGUUGAUGCAGCAGCAGUAGCCGCAGUAGCAGCUGCUACACAAACGACCUCGACCGCCACAAACGCCAACAGAGCUGGCAAUAACAAGGGCGCAGAUACACUUGCCACAAAAGAUAUGCCAGCCGUCGUUGCACUAAUGGCUUCGGCGUCAUCAACACAAAACUGCCAAACAAACAAUUCGACGCUAUCUCCUGCAGCAGCAACAAGUCAGCGACCGACGGACAAAGCAAAGAAUGUAGCAGCGGCAGCGGGAAAAAAUGCUCGAAUUACCAAAGUCAGCACAAAUGGAUUAGAGGAGCUAAAACAAGAAGAGGGUGCAAAAACUCGAACGCAUCUGGCAUAUGAAAGCCUCGCAGAUAGCGCACAAUGUGGCAUGCAACAAAUGCCAAAACAAAAUAUGCACGAUACAAAAGUGCAACAUCAACAACAGCAAUGUACCCUCAAUGCCUGGGAGACCAAAAUUUGCCCGAUAACAACGCCACAGGGCAAUAGUUUGUUGUCUUCCUCUACCGCUAACAUCACCGCUACCAACAACACUAAUACCUCGUCGCACCAGCGCACUGUCGUACGCGUCGCACCGUUUAACAAAACCAAAACCACUUCGGAAGUACAUCGUCUCAAAAUAAGUCACACCGACAACGAUGAUGCAUUCAGUGCACACCAACUACAGUCACCCAAGUCGCCCCACUACAGUUUUCAAUAUAAUGGCAUGAAUAGUGCAACAUUCGCCGGUGAAGCGGCUGACCUCACUGUGUCUACGGCACAGAAGAAAACUUCAAUUUUAAUUAACGGUGACGACUGCUACUCAACAAUGAAUCUAAGUUGUGAUGAUGCCAGCACACCACUAUAUCAAUCAUCGGUGGUAGUGGCUGACUAUAGUGCAAAAAAGCCAAUUGUAGACUCCACAAUUGGCGAUGCGCACGAUGGUAGCUUCAGUGGGCUCAAAGUGACAACCACAUCAAAUACAGUGACCAUAAAUGUCAGCAGUCCCCGCAGUGCUGCCGAAGAACUUAUCUAUCAGCACAAUAAAAUCAAUGCAAUGCUGAGUCAACAAACUGCAGCCGGAAGCGAAGGAGUUUCCAGUGGUGGGCGAGCCAUUAUACCAAUUAAAGGAUCUGCAGAGGUAAAUCUGCAACGUUCUGCUUCUUCGACCUCUUCCACAUCGACCAGCUCUAUGACCAGCUUGAGUAGCAGUGGUAGUGGCAGUGGCGGUGGCAGUAGUGGUUCAAUACCGAAACGUGGUCGGACUUUGAUUAGGUUGGAUUACGAGAAUGAUAAGUCCACUGUCUUUCAGCAGCAACAACAAGCGAAAUUAUGUUCUGAUAUAGAAAUUUGUGUGAGUGCGCCGGCAGAUAUUACAACUAGCAUGGAAGAAACCGAACUGUUGUCUCAUGAGGAAGAGUUGUUAAAGAUUUUGCGUAAUCCUGUUGAGGCUGUGAAAAGGAAUUUAGUACCGCAUGUUUGUGGUCGAAAUGAAGCAAUAACAGAGCGAGAUACGAUAAGAAAUAGAAAAAUGAAGGAUGUCAGUAAACAGGAGGCGAUCGUGACAGACACCAAACUCACAACCAAUAAAAGUAGCCAGCAUAAAGCCAAGUUCGACGUUGUUACAACUAAGAAAGAGGUUACCGCUACAACUCCUGUCAAAUCUUCCUUCAUAACUAAACUACUUGAGGAUCCAAUGCUUAGUCAAGUUGCUGAUGGCUUAGAAACCGAGACCGUUGCCGAGCUAAUCGAAAACUCUUUGAAGCGUCUUCAAGAAACACGCAAUGCUGUGGAUAUGACUGGUACCAAAGAUAAUGACGACAUGAAUCGUUUAAUCAAUCUUUCACUACAGAAAAUCAAGGAAGAACGGCAAAGUGCAACCACCUCCACAACGCCAACAAUUAACGCGUUAUCCUCUGUAAACAAUACCCACCUUACCGUACCCACCAAAGAUGAAGAUGGACUGUCUAAUCGCGGCAGCAUCAGCUCAGCGAACAGUUUUGCCUCAGCUAAUAACUAUGAGUUGUUCGACUUUGACGCAAAUGAAUCCGAUUGCUACCAGAGCUGUUCCAGCGAAAUCACAUCACCAGGUGAUGAUGACAUCAACUCUGCGAACACACGUUCUAAAUUCUACCAAAUGUUGGUCGACGCUACUCUAGCAGAGAUAGAGAUGUCUACAAACUUGGAGGAGGACAUUGGUAGUCAUCACUAUGAGUCGAUACGCAACAACGGUGAUCCCAUAUAUGAAGAAAUCAACGAUGUGCCGCCACCCUUGCCGCUCAGCGCACCGCCAAUCAAUGACACCGAUAUGGAGAAAAAGGCGGCGCGUUCCAUAUUUGAAGGCGCGUCCAAAUAUGAUAUACUCUCGUACCUUGUAGACGCAAAAGAGCGUGGCGUAGUGCGUGAAGAGACGUUCGACUACCCACUCAGCUAUUCUAAUCCCAUUAUUAUAGAAGAAGAAGCUGGCGACACGCUCAGCGAACUCGGCAAACGUCAAACAAUGCGAGAUUUCAGCUCCCGCGCCUCAGUGAUAAGUGACUCAAGCGAAGAUGCUCAGAGCAUGAUGAGCUCGCUUUCACCACCGACUAACAACUUCAUUUGCGGUAAUAGUAGCAGCCAAACAAGCCUCAUGCAACGUAAUAAAGGCGCAUCCAGCGAUAUUGAACGUAACGACUCCGGUGUGGGCUCGGAGACUAGCAAAAGCUCACGCAACAAAUAUCAAAACCCACUUCCUACUGUCAACGCACAGCUCUCAUUGGAUAGUCCCAUACACUUGUGUGAGGACUGUGAUGGUCCUGUAGAGAUGAAAGUCACCGAUUCGGGUAUUAUGUUUGCGCCACUCGUUUGUCGUAAAUGUGGCAAGAAACGUGUGGAACGCAAAGAGAUUAUAACCGAAAUUGUCGAGACAGAGGAGAAAUAUGGACGGGAUCUGCAAAUUAUAUUGGAGGAGUUUUGUCAUCCCAUGCUAGUGGCCGGUCUACUUACACAGGAUCAGCUCUCUGCAAUCUUCUUGAAUACCGAAGAAUUGCUCGAGAACAAUCAAACUCUGGCGGAGCGUAUGCGCGACGCACUCGACAUUGCUCUCGAGCAAGGCGACGACGAUCUGCUGACCGUGAACAUCGGUAAGAUAUUCCUCGAUUUCACGCAGAUGUUGCACGCCUUCGAGAGCUACUGUGUGCGACAGGCGGGCGCAAGUUUGCUGCUGGCUAAUCUAGAAAAGGAAAAAGAACUUUUACGCAUAUUCUUGAAGGUGUCUCAAAUGGAGAAUGCCGUUUUACGACGCAUGAAUCUCAAUUCUUUCCUGAUGGUACCCGUACAACGUGUAACCAAAUAUCCACUCCUACUCGCACGUCUAUACAAAGUGACGCCUGCUCAUCUCGAAGGACGUGAUCAACUCAAACAGGCCCAAGAGAAAAUCGAAUUGCAUCUAAACCAUAUCAACCAGGAAGCCAAAGAUGUACCGACCAAACUGUGGCGCCGCAUAUCGUCAUCAAGCCCCAAUCGACGUGCUUCUUGCGAAAUCGAUAUGAUUAAUAUAAAACUACGGAAAAUGGCCAUCGACAUUCUGGAAUGGAAUCACGAUGAGGUACGUUUUGCCAUGGAGGGGAAGCUGCUGUACACUCAGCCUACGGAUAGCAAUUGGAAGAAGGCACGCACCAUCAAAUUGACGCCAGUCAAUGCAUUGCUCGUUACAAAUGGCAAGCCGAGUGCCAAUUAUAAGGCAGAAAAAGUUAUGUCAGAUAAACUGAAUUUCUCGAAACAUACCGGCAUACGAGAGGCCUCACUGCUGGUGGUGAAGGAGAAGUGCGGACGUUACACGCUGAUACGUGAGCCAUUGUAUCUGGACAGAUGCGUUGUGUGCAGCGAAGCGGACUGGGAUGAUUAUUUCGAGGUGCAGGAAAUUUCAUCGAAGGACACUUUCAUAUUCAAAGCUGAGGAUGGUGUUCGCACAAAACAAUGGUACACACAGUUGCAAUAUCACGCACAGGGUAUGGGCGCCUGGCGUAAACGACGUAAUGCGCUCGCCAAUAUUAUGAUCAAUGGCAUGUUGGCGCGCACUUAAAAUGCAGCAGAGAAGAAAUGGGAGAGAGGAAUUGGAGUAGAAGUCGAAAUGGCUGGAUUAGCACUAAGUACGAGGAGGACACUUGAAGUGAACGAGGAAAGCCGCACGAUUUUCCAACGAAAAUGUCAAAAGCGAAGUGAACUAUGAACAUAUAAAUGUUUUGCAAAAAUUUAAGCAAAAAAAAAGGAAAAGCAUACAA
Messenger RNA from Anastrepha ludens (Mexican fruit fly), 8042 nucleotides. It is a transcript of the gene RhoGEF64C, whose product is annotated as serine-rich adhesin for platelets. NCBI's taxonomy places the organism in Eukaryota, Metazoa, Arthropoda, Insecta, Diptera, Tephritidae. The coding region runs from base 104 to 7843 and encodes 2579 amino acids. Gene Ontology annotation, molecular function: guanyl-nucleotide exchange factor activity. Gene Ontology annotation, biological process: positive regulation of Rho protein signal transduction. The transcript is spliced from 6 exons. The record is from RefSeq and is a predicted model, not a curated record.